AAGGACAGAGGAUGUCUGUCGUAACGGAGUAGUGGCGGUAGUAGCAUGUACGGCGUUUUAACUCGCGGGGAAAAGUCCGAGAGCACGAGCUCGCGAUCCUCAGUCGCGUGUGACACGCGGCGUUAAUCGGUGCUCGUUGGGGUCGCGAUCUAUCGAGCGUCUCGAGAUUCUCGAUCGACGCGGGACGCACGAAACGACGUGUCUUUCGAUUAUUUCGUCUCGCGUGUGUGUUCGUCGAAGGAAAUCUGUGCCCGGAGACGGACCGGAUGGGAUGUGUCGAUCUUUCUUUUAGCUCAUCGACGGGAAAUCUGUUUGUUGUUUCCCGUUCGAGAGGCUCGAACGCGUCGUGAUUGAUUAUGUCGAGAUAGGGAGGAUCGAUGGUACGCGCGAGAAUUAUAAAUUCACGUGAUAUUGUAAAUCCUGCGUCGCGUUGAAUAUUUCAUACGAGGCGAAGUCGGGCAGCCGCGAGCUGUUCGUUCGGAAAACGAUACACCGCUCGAAGGAUUUAUACGAUGCGCGUCGACAGCGAGAAGAGAAUUCCGCGUCACGACGCGCGUUCGACGGGAAUCCCGCGCGGACCGGAAACCGACGCCGAAACCUAAGACGCUCGAUGAACGAUAGAAAGAAAUUUUCUAGAAAAAGUCCAGCAUCGAGCGGAAGGGCUCGCCAAGGAAGAAGUUCUCUGCUAAAGCGGAUGUCUGGCGGAAAGAUCGCUUCGAGGGACGGCGUCGAGGGUCCAAGAACCUCCACCGAGAAUCUUAAAUCGAGUCGGGAUCGUGCCGCCUCGAGAAGAAGCGAUUGAAUCGACGGAGAACGACGGAGGACAAUAAUAUUCGUUAUCCAGGCUGAAACACUUGCAGGGCGUUAGCAUUCUCUGGCGUCGGGAUCGGAAGCUCGCGACUUCCGUUUCUGGGCUUUGGAGAACGAGCGAGAGUAACCGCGUGCCGGAAGUUCCGGUCUCUGGAGCGGUCGCUUUCGCCUCGCAAUGAAAAUGAAUCUCUUGGAACGCGACACGCUCGACGGAACCGCGAUUGUCACACGCGUCGUUCGUGGAAGCUCUUGGAAAUUCGUGUAAAGCGAGUCGCUGAUCGGGCCGAGGAGCGUCGAGGAUGGCGCCAUCGGUCCACAACCGAUAGCGAAUUCGAGAAACGGAAUUCGGUCCUUCUUAUUCCUGGGAUACUCUUAAUCGAAAACGAAAGAUGAGGGACAAACUUGCGUUCAGCUCGGGGGUGCCGGACAUGCACGAGACCCUGUCUAGUUUUCCGGAACAGUUCGGGGAUGGGCCGAGGAAACCGGAAAUAAAGCCAGAAGCGCCGAAGGAGUCGGACGGGACGACGGAUAACCUCAAGUGCGGAUGGUUCUGGUUCAGGCCCACGUACCUUCAACGAUUUCGAACUGCGAAAUGGGCACUUUUCUGGCUCUGUUGGACAGGUGCUAUACAAGGAAUGGUGGUGAACGGUUUCGUAAACGUUGUUAUCACCACGAUAGAGAGGAGAUUCGGAUUAAGGUCGUCCCAGACCGGUCUAAUAGCGGGUGGAUACGACAUAGCCAGUUUCCUUCUGCUGGUCCCGGUCAGCUACCUAGGUGGACGUUCGAAAGCAUCGAAACCAAGGUACAUAGGCGUAGGAGUUCUAGUCUUAGGUAUAGGAAGUCUGCUGUUCGCGUCCCCGCAUUACAUCGCUGGACCUUACAGAGGUGGCCAGCAGUCGGAGAACAUAUGCCAGAGGGUGACCAACACUUCGUCUCGAUCGGUCUCCUGCAACGGGUCCGCGGGCCAAACGGACCAGGAGCCUUACAGCGGGUUGUACUUAACUAUCUUUCUCGUGGCUCAACUUCUGCACGGCGCGGGCUCCGCUCCUUUUUAUACGCUCGGAGUUACGUACCUCGACGAGAACGUAUCGAAAAAGAUGUCGUCCGUGUACGUAGGAAUUUUCUACACAAUGGCCAUAAUAGGGCCAGCGUUAGGCUACGUGGUCGGGGGCGAAUUGUUGAAGCUGUACACGGACUUCAUCACGGUGGACGCGACAGAGAUUGGUUUGACACCGGACAGCAACGUGUGGGUGGGUGCAUGGUGGAUAGGCUUCCUAGCAGCCGCUGUGAUGAGUUUCAUAAUCGCUAUACCGAUCCUGGCGUUCCCAGCAGCGUUGCCUGGUUCCGAGGAGCUGGCCAAGGAGAGGGUGUCGGAGGCGCACGAGAAACCGAAACAGUCGUCUACGAGCGAGACGGGCGAGGCGUUUUCGAAAAUACGCGAGCUGCCGCGCGCCCUAAGCGAUCUGCUCGGCAAUCCGGGAUUUUUCAUGUUGAAUUUGGCAGGUGCCAGUGAAGGAUUGCUUAUCGCCGGAUUCGCGGCGUUCCUGCCCAAGCUGAUCGAAAAUCAAUUCAACGUCAGCGCUAGCUCGGCCGCGUUACUAAUGGGUCUGGUUACGGUCCCGGCGGGCGGCGGCGGUACGUUUCUCGGCGGUUAUCUCAUAAAACGAUUCAAUUUGCCCUGCUCUGGCAUUUUGAAAUUCUGCCUCCUGGCCACCGCCUCUUGCAUCGCUUUCACUUUGUGCUUCGUUCUCAACUGUCCGAAUUUGAACUUUGCCGGAGUCACGGUGCCCUAUUCCGACCAAACAAAAAAAUCUUUCUCGCUGGACGACGCGUGCAAUAAUGGCUGCGGUUGCUCGAGGUCGGAGUUCAAUCCAAUAUGCGGAGUAGAUGGGAUCACGUACUAUUCUCCGUGUCACGCGGGAUGUUAUCAAGAAACGCAGAUAAACGACGUCGAAGUAUACUCGGAUUGCACUUGCAUACGAGCGCCAUCGUUGAACAUGACCGCGGGGGACGCCAUAAUCAGCUACGAGGCGAUCAACACGACCUGCAACACGGCCUGCUCUUAUUUGUGGCCCUUCAUCGCCCUAGCUUUCUGCAAUAUGUUCAUAACGUUUCUUUGCACGAUGCCCGCGCUCUCAGCGACGCUUCGAGUCGUUCGAGACGACCAAAGAUCGUUCGCCUUGGGCAUACAGUGGAUCAAAGUGAGGAUCCUGGGCACCAUACCUGCCCCCAUGGUGUUUGGUGCUCUCAUAGACGACACGUGUAUUUUAUGGAACGAAACCUGCGAGGGCAGGGGCGCCUGUCUCGUUUACGACAAUCUAUACAUGAGCAGGUACAUGCUCGCACUAGCUUUCAUCGGCAAGGCGGCUUCCCUGCUUUUCUUCUUCCUUGCCUGGUGGACGUACAUCCCCCCAGGAGGCAGAAGAGCCGAUCAGAAUUCGCGAGAAGAGCCCACCACGACGUUAAUGUUGAACGACACCACCCCACACGAAGCGCCCACCACACCGGCAACGAUCAAUCCUAUAAUCGAGGCGUAAAAACUAACCCUGCGUUCCGUUAAGUUCGUUUGUAAGAAGACUAGAGACGAUCUUGUUUCGCGAGGCUACAGUCUGGAUGGAAUCCUGGCUCUUAGAGAAGCAUAGCGAUAUGUAUUGUUGAAUGUGUAAUUAUAAUGGAAGUAAUAUAGAGAGCACGAUGAUGAUUGUGUCUGCUAGUCAGUUGAGAAGAAAUCAAGCGUCGUUGAUAGUAAAUCGACUGCGGAUGUUUGUGCAUUUGUGGGAAAUUUUAAUACAGAACGCACUUGCUAUUCAAAAAAAUAGGAAAUGCUUAAAGUAAGAUACGAAUUAUUAUAUUUGGGGGGUCGAGACGACCAUCUACGAAGCUCUGAUUUCAUCGAUUCUAUUAAUAAAAAUAUGAAUUCGCAUAAAGAUCCGCAGUCCAACGAUAAGACUUAGCUUUUACGAAGAUAAAGCUUGGCAAUGGAUGUCGGCUCUUUAUAGACAUUCUUUUCGCUGGAAAGUUAUUCAAGAUACCUUAGCACAUAGUUGGAUGUAUUUAAUAACUGUGUCUAUAUUGUUUUUACGUGGACUAGCUAAGGGGUUAUUUAUUUGAUAUUUUUAUUCCGUAGCAUGGGUUGUUCACCGUCGAGGAGAAAAUGGUAUUUUAUUCGUAGGGUGGUAAUUUCGUGAAAGGUACACUUAUUCACUAUUGUUGAAGCACUAAAAUAUAAAGUGGACGAAACACGAGGGAGACUUUACGGAUAUCAAAAAUUGUUUAAAAUUGUACAGUUACCUUUAUACGGUUCGUAAUAAAUAGGGUACUUGAUGUAAGAGCCACUCACUGCCAGAAUUGCUAAUGUUUUUAAUAUCUUAUCGAGAAUCAAAGAAAAAUAUACUAUGCUCGUUUUCUCGAGAAAACGACACGUACCUACCAGCUACGAAACAUAAUGGGCAAGUGCACUUGUAGUCCUUUUCGACGCUCUUUGUAAGCCACUUUCUCACCUGACAUGGUCGUUUUGUUAAAUUUUGGUUGUAAUAUUGAUCAAGCACUUAAGCACUCUCCCAGUAAUAUCAUUGUAGAAACUAAUAGCUGUUGCUGAACGAUGGAUCAAAGGAAAGACUACCAGAAUUAAUUGUAAUUAUAAGACCAUAUCGCCCCUCUAUUAUCCGAUCUGAAUGUGAUUUCAACUGGUGUAACAGUGUUUUAUAAUCCUGGUAUUUACCGAUCGUCAAUUAACCUCAAAGGAGUGUAUUUAUCACAGAUGAUAAUAAUCGAUGUUUAAGAUAAAGAAAACUACCCCGCAUUUUUAUAUUCUUCGUAUUUAUGCAACAUAAUUGGUUUGUAUAUAAGAAGUAAUUUAAUAAUCUAUUGUUGAUAGAAACAAUACCGUGUUUCGUCCUAAAUUUACCAUUCAAUGAAUUUAUCUUCAAGAAAUUUGGUGUUAGAGACUUUCGGUAUACUUGAUACUGUUAAGUUUCCUUGUAUAUUAAUCUAACGUUUUCGAAACGAUCCAUUACCAUUUUUAUACUAAAGAAUUCCAAUUUACGUAGUCUUAGACUUUAGCUUCUAUCGUAACGUUUUAGUUUGGAAUUGCAGACCAAUCCAAGCAUCGAAGAAAGAUCAAAGAAAUUACUUCUUAUAAAAAGAAACCUUUACGUAAGAGCAAAUGAAUUAAAAUUUGCGAUAAUGCAUAAUUGUUACCAUGACCAGAUAAAUUGUUGCUUCGCCUGUGCGACGCCUGUGCAUCGUCGUUGCUUGUGUAAAGGAAACAGUGUAUCGAGAUGAUCGAACGAUCUCUAUCGUGAACUGAUAUUUAUAAUAGAUACGAUAAUUGCAAGUAUAUGUAUUACAAUUGAUUGUAUAAUAUUUAAUGCAUAUCUCAUUCGCGCGUGGAAAUAAGAAAUAUCCGACUCAACAAUUUUAUACUACGCCAGGUUUUCAUGUUUUACCGUUGGUAAAAUGUUUCGUCUAUUAACUUUAUGAAACAAAAAAAGUAAAAUUGAAGAUACUUUAUCGCGUUGGUAUCGAAGAAAUCGCAGAUUUCUCGAAAGGUAACGUUAACAACAGUUCAACCACAUCUGAUGAAAAUCAUUGAAACAUAAAAGCACCGAUGAAUCGUAGAAUUUCUUAUCGAAGAUUUUUCAUAAAUGUAAUUUGCAAAAUUGAAGGCAAAACGUUUGUAAUAACCAAUUGUGUAAAUGUGCAAACGCAUGAGCGUAUCAUGGACUGUCGUUUACAUCGAUUUGAUACGAUGCAUUUUGUGCGAUUUCUAAUUGUAAUUAUUUUUGUUAUGAAAAAAUAAUAUGUCUAACGCGUUUAUUACACGUGUUGCCAAUA
Molecule: messenger RNA, 5646 nt
Organism: Colletes gigas
Lineage: Eukaryota; Metazoa; Arthropoda; Insecta; Hymenoptera; Colletidae
Gene: Oatp26F
Product: solute carrier organic anion transporter family member 4A1
Exons: 13
Coding region: 1200-3347 (715 amino acids)
Biological process (GO): sodium-independent organic anion transport; transmembrane transport
Cellular component (GO): membrane
Molecular function (GO): protein binding
Source: RefSeq, a predicted model, not a curated record